CAACAUUCAACAUCCAAGGUCCAUGUUGUGCAGGAGCUCCUGCAGAGCCAGAGAGCUGACCUGCUGAAACUCGGAUCGGGUUCUUUGGGUUUUAGUUCUGUUCCUCUUCACCGAAGCUGAACAGAAUUUCUUUUAGGAGCUGAAAACCCAAAAUCAGAUUAUUUCCGUCAACAACUAAACCGACCGCAGCGACUUUAACUGGACCCAAGUGAACCGUCAUGGCAGAGCUCAGAAAAAGACAAGAGCUGCCUGAAGAUGUCGGCUCAGAUGACUGCUUGACUUCAUACACACACGUCUACAGUCCAGAUUUACUAAAAGAUCAAGUUACUUUCAUCACAGGAGGCGGAUCUGGAAUUGGACUUCGGAUUGCUGAGAUCUUCAUGAGACAUGGCUGUGACACAGUGAUUGCCAGCAGGAACUUGGACAAACUGAAAGAGGCAGCGGUAAAGCUGUCAGCUGUGUCAGGACGGCGCUGCCUCCCUCUGCGUAUCGACGUGAGGCAGCCAGAGAGCAUCGUAGCGGCUGUGGAUGAGACGCUCAAAGAGUUCGGCCGCCUAGACAUCCUUAUCAACAAUGCUGCUGGAAACUUCCUCUGUCCUGCUUCUGCACUCUCCUUCAAUGCUUUCAAAACCGUUCUGGAGAUAGACACCAUGGGGACGUUCAACACUAGCAAGGUGGUUUAUGACAAGUGGUUCAAGGAUCAUGGAGGUAACAUAGUCAACAUCUCUGCCACGCUUGCGUACCGAGGACAGGCCCUUCAGGUGCAUGCUGGCUCUGCUAAAGCAGCAAAUGAUGCCAUGACAAAGCACCUGGCUGUAGAGUGGGGGCCCAGUGGAGUAAGGGUCAAUGCUGUGGCCCCAGGACCAGUCUCUGGUACUGAGGGUUUUCGCAGACUUGGUGGUUCUGGUGCCGAGGCUGCAGGUGCUUUUCAGUCCAUUCCUUUGCAGCGAGCUGGCAACAAGACAGAGAUAGCCCACUGCACUCUUUUCCUGGCCAGUCGAGCAUCUUCCUACAUGACCGGGGCCAUCCUGGUGGCGGAUGGCGGGGCGUGGUUGACCUCAUCCAAUGACGUCUCUGCGCUGUUGGGUAUAGCCUCCUCUAAAUCCGCUAAGCUCUGAGCAGGGGGCUCUCCUGUCCUCCUCCUGACCCAGGUUACUGGUCACCUGACAAGAGAAAGGACAAGUGAUCAAGAGAAAUCAAGACCUUUCUGAUGUAAUGAUGCAGUUUAUGGACAGUGUUGGAGGUUUAUUAGGCACACUGGUGCCUUAUGUGUGUGUUGCUGGGAUUCUAGUAGAACACAAAUAAAUAGUAUCCAUAUGGUUUUUAAGUGCUGAAACAAUUGAUCUAAAUGUGAAUAAAUAUUUGAACCAUUCCAGUGGUCAGUAUUGUCAAACAUCUCCCUUGCGGCCAUGUUUAUCACUUCAACUGUCUGCAUUUAUUCAUCAAUAAAAGCCUUUCUAAUCAGUUGUAACUUAA
Girardinichthys multiradiatus is the source of this 1476-nucleotide messenger RNA. RefSeq names its product 2,4-dienoyl CoA reductase 2, peroxisomal (gene decr2). Gene Ontology annotation, biological process: fatty acid catabolic process. The record is from RefSeq and is a predicted model, not a curated record. The coding region runs from base 219 to 1118 and encodes 299 amino acids. Gene Ontology annotation, molecular function: 2,4-dienoyl-CoA reductase (NADPH) activity. The transcript is spliced from 10 exons. NCBI's taxonomy places the organism in Eukaryota, Metazoa, Chordata, Actinopteri, Cyprinodontiformes, Goodeidae.